This is a messenger RNA of Suncus etruscus (white-toothed pygmy shrew), 1104 nucleotides long. RefSeq names its product t-complex 11 (gene TCP11). Bases 16 to 1104 code for a protein of 362 amino acids. Gene Ontology annotation, biological process: regulation of sperm capacitation. The record is from RefSeq and is a predicted model, not a curated record. The transcript is spliced from 6 exons. Lineage: Eukaryota; Metazoa; Chordata; Mammalia; Eulipotyphla; Soricidae. Gene Ontology annotation, cellular component: sperm flagellum; acrosomal vesicle.
GAGGAAUCUCUGGACAUGAGCCUGCUCCAGAAGGAGGCCGAAGAGGGCAGCCUCAACAUCCCUCACCUUUCUAAGUACAUCCUAAAUCUCAUCACGCUGUUGUGUGCACCCGUCCGGGAUGAAGCUGUGCAGAAGCUCGAGGGCAUCGUGGACCCUGUGCAGUUGCUGAGAGGGAUCUUCCAGGUUCUAGGCCUGAUGAAAAUGGACAGAGUGAACUACACCAUCCAGAGCCUUCACCCGCAUCUGCAGGAUCAUUCCAUCCAGUACGAACGGGCGUCUUUCCAGGAGCAGCUCGACAAGGAGCCCAGUCUCCUGGACCACACUACCAAGUGGCUCACUCAGGCGGCCGCUGACCUCUCCUCGCCACCACCUGCCAGCUCCGACUCCUCCGACUCUUCCAGCAUGGCCUCCUCCUCCCUGAGUGAGGACGCUGCCAGCCCGGAAUCUCUCAGCCCCACCAUGGUGCUGUCCCAGGGGUUUCUGAACCUCCUUCUCUGGGACCCUGAGAAUGAGGAGUUCCCUGAGACUUUGAUGAUGGACCGAGAGCAGCUGCAGGAGCUGACGGCCCAGGCCCAGCAGUUGACCCUUCUGGCCUCAGUCUUGCUGGUAGCCAGCAGCUUCUCGGGCAGCGUCCUCUUCGGCUCGCCUCAAUUUGUCGAUAAACUGAAACGUGUCACCAAGUCCCUGAUGGAGGAGUUUGGCUCCAGGCCCGAGGAGGCCAUGGCAACCGUGAGUGAGCAGGUGUCCCAGGAGAUCCAGCAGAGCCUCAAGACCAUGGGCCUGGCUGAGCUGAGCAAAGACAACACAGAGUCGCUGGUGGGGCAGCUCCAGAACAUCGCCAAGAAGGAAAACUGUGUCCGAAGCGUCAUCGACCAACGGAUCCACUUGUUCCUCAAGUGCUGCCUGGUGCUGGGCGUGCAGCGUUCGCUCCUUGACCUGCCAGGGGGCCUCACGCUCAUCGAGGCGGAGCUGGCAGAACUGGGCCAGAAGUUCGUCAACCUAACACACCACAAUCAGCAGGUGUUCGGGCCCUACUACAUCAACAUCAUCAAGACCCUCAUCCCCACCGUGCAGGCCCAGGAAACCAAAGUGGAGUCCUGCUGA